Messenger RNA from Cynocephalus volans (Philippine flying lemur), 2910 nucleotides. RefSeq names its product transmembrane protein 214 (gene TMEM214). Gene Ontology annotation, cellular component: Golgi apparatus; endoplasmic reticulum. The transcript has 18 exons. Lineage: Eukaryota; Metazoa; Chordata; Mammalia; Dermoptera; Cynocephalidae. The coding region runs from base 1 to 2106 and encodes 701 amino acids. The record is from RefSeq and is a predicted model, not a curated record.
AUGGCGGCCAAGACGGCGGGCGGGGGGCGCUGGGAGGUGGUGAAGAAGGGCCGGCGGCCUGGGGCCGGCGGCGGCGGUCGAGGCGGCGGCGGGGACCGCCGGGCACUCGGAGAGGCGAACGGAGUGUGGAAAUACGACCUGACCCCUCCAAUCCAGACUACAAGCACCCUUUACGAACGGGGCUUUGAGAAAAUCAUGAAGCGACAGAACAAGGAACAGGUUCCACCCCCUGCUGUGGAGCCUCAGAAACCAGCAAACAAGAAGCAGCCAAACAAGAAGACAGCGACUCUCUCCAAACAAAACCAGAAGCAGGGUCGCUUCCGCAGCCUGGAGGAGGCUCUCAAAGCUCUGGAUGUGGCAGCUCUGCAGAAGGAACUGGACAAGAGCCAGAGUGUGUUCUCUGGGAACCCAUCCAUAUGGUUGAAGGACCUGGCCAGCUAUCUCAACUACAAGCUACAAGCUCCUCUAAGUGAGCCCACACUGAGCCAGCACACUCAUGAUUAUCCCUACAGCCUGGUGAGCCGGGAGCUACGUGGGAUCAUCCGAGGGCUACUGGCAAAGGCAGCAGGGUCUCUGGAGCUCUUUUUUGACCAUUGUCUGUUCACCAUGCUGCAAGAGCUGGAUAAGACACCAGGGGAGUCACUACAUGGUUACCGCAUCUGUAUCCAAGCCAUUCUGCAAGACAAGCCCAAGAUUGCCACCACAAACCUGAGCAAGUUCCUGGAACUGCUGAGGUCCCACCAGAGCCGACCAGCAAAGUGUCUGACCAUCCUGUGGGCCUUGGGUCAAGCAGGUUUUACCAACCUCACCGAGGGUUUGAAAGUGUGGCUGGGGAUCAUGCUGCCUGUGCUGGGCAUCAAGUCUUUGUCUCCAUUUGCCAUUGCAUACCUGGAUCGGCUGCUCCUGAUGUAUCCCAACCUCACCAAGGGCUUUGGCAUGAUUGGCCCCAAGGACUUCUUCCCACUUCUGGACUUUGCCUAUAUGCCCAACAACUCCCUGACACCCAGCCACCCUAGAUCUGAGACUUGCAACCUGGAAGUUCAAGGCCUGCAGGCGCAGCUGUGUCAGCUCUACCCCCGACUGAAGGUGCUGGCAUUUGGGGCGAAGCCAGAAUCCACCCUGCAUACCUACUUCCCUUCCUUUCUGUCCAGAGCCACCCCUAACUGUCCCCCCGAGAUGAAGAAAGAGCUCCUGGGCAGCCUCACCGAGUGCCUGACUGUGGACCCUCUCAGCGCCAGCGUCUGGAGGCAGCUAUACCCCAAGCACCUGUUGCAGUCCAGCCUACUGCUGGAGCACUUGCAUAGGACCUGGGAGCAGAUUCCUAAGAAGGUGCAGAAGUCUUUGCAAGAAACUAUUGAGUCCUUCAAGCUUGCCAACCAGGAGCUGCUAAGGAAGGGCAAUGGUAACAACCAGGAUGUCGUCACCUGUGAUGCGGCCUGCAAGGGUCUGUUGCAGCAGGCACGGGUCUCUCGGCUACCCUGGACACGGUUAGUCCUGUUGCUGCUGGUCUUUGCCAUAGCUUUCCUGUGCCAUGACCUCCGCUCUCACAGCUCUUUUCAGGCAUCCUUUGCUGGCCAGUUGCUUCAGUCGUCUGGUUUCCUGCCUGUUGGCCAACAAGCAUGUGCCACGCUCUACUCCUACAGCCUGCAAGGCUACAGCUGGGUAGAGGAGACAUUGCCAGCCUGGGGCUCCCAUCUGCUAACUGUGGUGAGGCCUGGCAUGCAGCUGGCCUGGGACUACACCAAUGCCACAGUCAGCUUCCUUUCUGCCCACUGUGCCUCCCACCUUGCCUGGUUCGGUGACAGCCUCACCAGCCUCUCUCAGAGGCUACAGAUCCAGCUCCCUGCCACCCUGAGCCAGCUGCUCCAUUAUCUGGGGGAGCUGCUCCUGCUUCUCUAUCAGAACAUACUGCUGCCAUUGUGGCACCUGCUGCUUGAGACCCUGGCCUGGGCCCAGGAGCACUGCCAUGAGGUGUGCAGAGGUGAGGUGACCUGGGACUGUGUGAAGACACAACUCAGUGAGGCUGCCCACUGGACCUGGCUCUGCCUGCGGGACAUCACCGUGGCUUUCUUGGACUGGGCAUUCACCAUGAUAUCCCAGCAAUAGGCCCUGCCUCCCUGGCAGGGGAGGCCAUUUGAGACUGCUUGGGGCAGAGGGUGGCAGUUUUGCAUGAGGUUCUUUUUUUACUUGGUGCCUGAGUUCUGUCUCCUAGGUAAGUGGCCUCUGCCCCAGUUCUUCCAUGUUUGGUGGGGACUGGGCCCAGAGGGAUCUCAUCCUGCCACCCACAAAUCCACUGAACACUUCUCUGAGCACAUGGCUCCCAACCUCCAUCCUCGGGCUGGUAGCCUCUCAAUUCUUCUCUUGCUCCUGCCCUCCACUUCCCUCUAUCUCGUUCCUCCAGCCCCAAAUAGCUCAUCUCUAAAAAGAUGGGAGUCCCGUGUGUGGAUUCUGCAUUCUUCUGACAAAUGAUCCUGCUCCAAGACUUUAGCAGCCUACUGUCCCAUUCUUGGUCACAACUUUAGCCGCAGUGGAAAAAGGAAAGGGACCUCCAGAAGAUCCAGAAGAAUAUAGCAGCACAGUGGACAACAGCAGCUUUACCUCUACCUGCAGACUGGGUGUCGCUGUCAGUGGACUUAGGGGACUGGGUGGAAAUGCUUCUCACCUCAAAACACAGGACUUCAGCCCUUUGAGGCCCCUCAUUGCUCUCACCAUCAUAAUCCUACCUUGACUCUCCUUUCCCCUUCAUGCUGGGGGGCUGUGCCUGAAGGCUCAGCUCCUUUCUGCUGCCCAUGCCAUCAUCCAUCUGGAGAGCAGAGCCCAGGCAUUUGUGUGCUUCGGGCCCAGGAAACUUCCACCAGUCUGUUGAGACAAGACUCGGCAUAUGGUUGGGUAUGCCUACUAGGAAUAAAG